Talaromyces proteolyticus is the source of this 1057-nucleotide messenger RNA. RefSeq lists its product as uncharacterized. Bases 324 to 920 code for a protein of 198 amino acids. The transcript has a single exon. The record is from RefSeq and is a predicted model, not a curated record. Lineage: Eukaryota; Fungi; Ascomycota; Eurotiomycetes; Eurotiales; Trichocomaceae.
CCAUCUUCUAGUGAGCGUACACCAAGAGUCCCAGCACCACUCGUACGGACCAAUGCCUUUACAACUGAGAAUUACAGUCAAUUGAGAGAGACUCCGUAUAGUUCUCAGUCACGGUGUGGGAAUAAUUGCUUGCUAAAAUAUGGCUUGCCACUUCCAGCCAGUGAUGACAUUAUUCCCACGCCGAAGUCAUCCCCAAGACGCUGAUAUUCGCAGCUUACCGGAACGGGUGUUGUGACAUAGUUAAAAAGAUCCAGAAUUGGCUACAGCCGCUGAAUUAUAGUGAAUCACUUGCAGCUAAGACCGUGGGAUGUUAUUAUUCAACAAUGAUCGAUAUUGAUAAGGCACGGGUGCUUGCUAAGUUUGAGCCUGAAUCUGAUACACGGAUCUUGGUAUCAUCUGAAUAUUUGUCUCAUGGCAAGGACGUUCCGGAUAUUGAUAUAGUUGUUAUUUAUGGAACCCCUCUAGACAAGGAACCCAGUCUUUUCCUUCAGAAAUUUGGUCGAGCAGCACGAGGACCUGACCACAAGGGAAUCGCUGUUGUUCUAGGGGAUGCGUGGUGUUUAGAGGGUCAGUCUGGGGGCCACCAGUCUAUAAAUACCAAAAGUAAAUUAAGUCAGCUGCUGUCCCAUGUCCCUAUCACAUCGGAUCCGCUUGAUACCUCAUCGCCGGUGUCUCUUAGUGAUUCGAUUCCAACUGACAUAUUAAUACCAAGCUCACCUCCAGUACGCACGGAGUCUUUGGUUCGGAAACAGGCUAAACGACGACGUAAAACCAAUGCUGAGGAACGGAAAGAGUUGCCCGAUGUGCUUCUAGAGUUUGUGAACAGCGGUGGAUGCCUUCGGCAACCAUGGUUGACGAUAACGAGAAUUUGGAGAGCAAGGCAUGGUGUUGUUCUAAUUGCAAUCCUAAUCUCGAUAUAACAAAGCUUCGAUUGGAUUUGGAUGAUCUCAAUGCCGCUGAGACUGGAUCUUGGACGGCAUGAUCCAUUGUUUGAAGAGGCAUUAAGUGGUUGUGGACAUGAUCAGAAGCGAAUCUUGACGAAUACUCAUUUGUUCCU